Drosophila ficusphila is the source of this 482-nucleotide messenger RNA. It is a transcript of the gene Z600, whose product is annotated as protein Z600. The record is from RefSeq and is a predicted model, not a curated record. Lineage: Eukaryota; Metazoa; Arthropoda; Insecta; Diptera; Drosophilidae.
CCAUCAACUGAAUAUAAAAAGGGUCGGGGGGCAAAAGGAAAUCAGUAGCAAUCCAGCGCCGUCAAGUUUCACAUUAUUCUCCUGAUCAGCCAAGCAAUCAUGUCGUCCAGCGAAACCAACCAAGUGCUGCAGCGUCUGAACAGCCUGAAAAUUGUGGAAACUCCCAAGGAGCAGCGGGAGUUGGGCGGCCGGGAGUGCUAUUCCCUGGACAGCAAGAAGUAUGGACUGGUCCCAGCCACCCCCAGCAGUGGAGGACCCGGAAAGUUCCAAACCGAGCUCAAGAAACGUCGCAAGAACAAACUCAACCGAAUUUACACUUACGAGGCCGACAAACAUUUCAUCAAGGCGCGCAAGUCUUUGAACUUCUAAUCACAACACGCCCCGAUGUAAUCACCUUAGUCAUAAUAACUUUGAUUUCAAAUCGAACAACUCAAAUAUUUUUUUCACGCUCCUAUACAAUAAAAUAUAUACAUACAAUUUAA